This is a messenger RNA of Cuscuta epithymum, 2645 nucleotides long. NCBI's taxonomy places the organism in Eukaryota, Viridiplantae, Streptophyta, Magnoliopsida, Solanales, Convolvulaceae. The record is from the annotation of a GenBank genome assembly.
GAAUUUCAAAUGGACCAAAACAUUCCGCGCCCAGGGCCUGUUAACCGUUCAUUACUCACGUUGCCACUGCGUGCAGACCGUGUAUGGUAUGAACCAAAUUCCAAAGACUCGUGCUUGAAAUGCGUCAGUUGCCCUUCAGCUGCAUUCGGAGAUGAAGAGCGAGAUGAAAGAGUGGUAGAUAUGUUAGCAUAUGUUGGGUUCUUGGGGGUAGAGCACAUUGCCCGUAUGAAGGUGGAUCAUAGUUUAAUAUGCGCUUUGGUGGAGAGAUGGAGGCCGGAGACACAUACUUUCAAUCUUCCAUUUGGUGAGGUUGGCAUUAGUCUACAAGAUGUGGCGAUGAUCCUUGGUUUGCCCGUUCGGGGUAUGCCCCUCAGUGGUCCAACCAGGAAGGGUAAGGCUCGGUGGAUCGACCUGUGCACGCAGUCGUGUGGUUUCACUCCUCUAGAGAGUAGAGACUGAUAUGCGCACGAGUGAUUUCACCAUGAGUGUUGUUACCCGUCACCCAAUCCUACCUGACAGUUCAGGCGAAGAGGUCACCGAACACACCAGGACCCUAAUAUGGCAAUUGCUUGGAGGGUUUUUGUUCCCUGACACGAGUGGGACAAAAAUACGAUUGAAUUUUUUGGAGGUCUUGCAGGGUGACUUGGCUUUAGCCCGUCGAUGGAGUUGGGGAUCAGCGGUUCUCGGGUACCUCUACCAUAACUUGUGCAACGACGCCAAGUGGGAAACCAAACAAGUUGGCGGUUGUAUGCACUUGUUACAGAUUUGGGCUUGGUGGAGGAUUUCGAUGGUCCGUCCCUCAGUACUUCAGGUCAUUCAACAUGACCAUCUUCCAUAUGGGUGCAAGUAUGUUGGCAAUUACAUCUUAAUAAUUGAGAAUGCUUUAUAUGACGUUACAUUUUUUAACUUCAUAUCGGUAAUCAAUAAAUGUAGGUGGAUCAUCCCCAAGUCAUAUAAGGGAUCCCCAAGACACUGCAUAUGCUUGUACCGGGCCGGGAUGACCUAGACCGCAUGAGUGAGAGUCAGAUAGUACUUGAAAUUUUUACUUCAACCGUACUAUUCAAUUUUCAAUACACAUUGUUUUAUAGUUCUUAAAUUGCAAAUUAAACUUUUUACAUUUUGAUUUCACUCCCUACGCGUCUGAGACACUCCCACCUCUCAUCCUUAAUGACGCUCCGCUUUGGUCGGCUAGGGUCAUGCCCAUAUUUUGCAAUAUGGCCGAAAUGCAUUACCCCGAUCAAUUUCUUCGGCAGUUCCAUAUAAGGCAAGAUACUCCGAAUGCUCCUUUGACGGGUACUGAUAAUCGCGGCAAUCGUUCCAGCAUAGUAACCGGUGCCUUAGCGAUGUGGGCGGCCAUACAACAUAAUAUAUACUUUCUUGAUUAUGAUCGACAUAUGUCCCUCGAAGCAACUAAUAGGUACCCAAAAUGGUACAAGAAGCAUGGUAUAACACGUGUCCAGAACCCUUCUCACAAUGUGCCCACGACAGGCUACACCCCGACAGCACACGAUUAGGUUAUUGUGAAGCAAGGCGUUCACGAGGUGUAUCAGCUCUUAGCCGACCGCGCGAGUUAUGAGGACCGUCAAAAACGACUACGGCGGAUGGCCCUGGACGUAGGUGAUGAAGAGAUGCUCCACCGGGGCAUAUUCCAUUAUGAAGAUGAAGAUGAAGGUGGAAGUGACGAAGAGGAUGAUGCAGAUGAACAUGAAGGUGGGGGGUGAGGACUCACAAUCGCCCCCUCAAUUCUCAACACAGGGUGUCUCAUUUGAUCAACCACCCCCUCAAUUCUCAACGCAUCAAGGUGUCUCAUUUGAUCAACCACCGCCAUAUUAUGAUUCUUAUCAGUGCUCCACACAAGCGGGUGAUUGUGUUGAGUCAUUUCUGAAUUCGUCGUUUUACUAUGGAGACACAACGGGGCCUUGGAACACUGGCGGUGGGGACGGAGCAGGGCCGAGCACGCUACGUUAGAUGUAGUAAAAAUUGAAAACUACAUUUGUUUUGUUUACUUCCAUUAAAAUUACAAAAAUUGCACUUAAAACAAAAUCAAAUUUGUAUCUCAUUUGACGAAUGGAUUAUAUCAAAAUUGCACUUAAAAUUACAAAAUUUGCAAUUAAAACAAAAUUCACAAUACAAAUGGAUUAAAAAACAAUAUAAAGCAAUCAAAUGUUUUGUUACUCAAAAAAUCAAAAUGCUAAGUUUUCAUUUUAAAAAAUAUGUCAGGAAUCUAAAAAAACUUUUAAAUUUGGAAUGGAUAGAAUUUAGCCCUAGAAUUUAAAACGUUUAGUUUUUAAAACUCAAAAUAAAAAACUUAAGAAUUCGGCAAAAAAAUAAAAAAUAAAAAAACUCCUAGUCGGAAGUGGCUAAUCCGACAGGAGGGGAGGUUUUUUUUUUGUUAGAAACCUUACCUCUAGUCGGAACUGGGUGUUCCGACUCCCGUUUUUGGGUAAACCCUAAAAAAUCCCCUUAUUUUGGCAACCCCAACCCACUUUUCCCGUGUUUCGGUAAAUCACCCGCAAAAUAAAACCCUAAUCUCUAGUCGGAAUCCGUUGUUCCGACUCCCGUAUUUUGGUAACCUAAAUCACUUUCCUGUAUUUUGGCAUGUCAGACGCCAUACUCCCGUAAUAUGGUAAUUUCCUCUUUGUUUU